UGGCCGGACGUGACGUGCGCGCCCCCGCGUCAGAGGUGCCGUGUAGCCGGAAGUCGGGACGUGGCCGGCGCUGUGUGAGGAGGAUGGCGGUGGUUAGCAGCGCAGAGCGGCUCGAGGUCUCCAUAGACGGCCUGACUCUGACACCGGACCCCGAGGAGCCAACCCGCCCCGCCGCCCGCCAGGAGGAACCCGAGGAGAAGGUGGAGGCCCUGAGCCUGGAGGAACGCUGGGGGUUCAGCCUGGAGGAGCUCUAUGGGCUGGCCCUCACAUUCUUUAAAGCGCUGGAGGAACGCUGGGGGUUCAGCCUGGAGGAGCUCUAUGGGCUGGCCCUCACAUUCUUUAAAGAAAAGGAUGGGAAAGCCUUCCACCCAACCUAUGAAGAGAAGCUGAAGUUGGUGGCUCUGCACAAGCAGGUCCUGCUGGGGCCUUACAACCCCGAUACCUGUCCUGAGGUUGGCUUCUUCGAUGUGCUGGGCAAUGACAGGAGGAGAGAAUGGGCGGCCUUGGGAAACUUGGAAAAACAAGAAGCCAUGACAGAGUUUGUAACAUUGCUAAAUAGAUGCUGUCACCUCUUUUCAACAUACGUCACUUCACAUAAGAUCGAAAGGGAGGAGCAGGAGCGGAGACGAAGGGAGGAAGAAGAGCGUAGGAGGCAAGAAGAAGAGGAGCGUCAGCGUUUGCAGAGAGAGGAGGAGAAACGUAAAAGAGAAGAGGAGGAGAGACUGCGGCGAGAAGAGGAGGAAAGGCUGCGAGUGGAAGAUGAGAGAUUUCGCAUGGAACAGCAAAAGCAGCAGAUAAUGGCGGCCUUGAAUUCACAGACAGCUGUACAGUUCCAGCAGUAUGCUGCUCAGCAGUAUCCGGGCAACUUCGAACAGCAACAAAUCCUUAUCCGACAGUUGCAGGAGCAGCACUAUCAACAGUACAUGCAGCAACUGUAUCAGGUGCAGCUAGCACAACAACAGGCGGCCUUACAGAAACAACAAGAAGCUGUGGUACAAGGAACUAAUUCUCCACAAAACUCUCCCUCCAAGAUAAAAGCAGGAAAUAUAUCCACACUCGGCGAGGCCCCUUCCGUUAAUGGUCAGAAUCACACCCACACCGAGAGCUCUGAUACAGAAGUGGGCACAGAUCCCCUGGACGAUAUUCUAGAUAAUGGGCCAAAAGAGUCUGCCCCAGUAAUAGCUGCUCCUUCCAUGUGGACACGGCCACAGAUAAAAGACUUCAAAGAGAAAAUCCGUCAGGAUGCAGACUCUGUGAUCACCGUGGGCAGAGGGGAGGUGGUCACAGUGCGAGUUCCCACCCAUGAAGAAGGCUCAUACCUGUUCUGGGAGUUUGCCACAGAUAGCUACGAUAUUGGGUUUGGGGUUUAUUUUGAAUGGACAGACUGCCCAAACACCUCAGUCAGUGUGCAUGUCAGCGAGUCGAGUGAGGAGGAAGAAGAGGAUGAAGAAAACCCAAGCAGCGAAGAAAAAGCCAAGAAGAAUACCAACAAGCCUCAGCUGGAUGAGAUUGUCCCGGUAUAUAGACGGGAUUGUCAUGAAGAAGUAUAUGCCGGCAGCCACCAGUAUCCCGGCCGGGGGGUCUACCUUCUCAAAUUUGAUAACUCCUACUCCUUAUGGAGGUCAAAAUCAGUCUACUAUAGAGUGUACUAUACUAGAUAAAGUGGGGGGAGGAGGAGGAUAGAGAGGGUGUGCAGGAACAGACGGAGUGAAUCUCACAUUUGCUGAAUCUUUUCUGUGCUGUCCCCCAGAUCCGGGGCUCCUUCUGGCUGCAACUGGCUUCCAGUGCUGCACUAUUUUAGCUGCAACUUAACCGUCACAGGCAGAUGUUAAGACUGUCACCAGAUUUAAUAUUUUCUUCUUAGCCCCUCUGACAGCGGAUGGUUCACAUGCAUCCAUCUUGGUUUGUUCUUGUUCUUUGGGGAUGAGGUUAAGAUGUUAGUGUAUUUUCUCCUCCUAUUUCUGAUGAUUCAUAUGUUCAUAUCACUUUCAAUGAGGCAAACAUGAUUUAAGUUGUAAAUUGAUAGUAUGCUGCUCCCCAAAGACACACCAAUUCGGGGUGGGGGAGUAAAAGGUAUUCUCAACAGGUCAAUGAGUGCCUCUGCCAUUUUUGUCAGAGCCUCAUACCAUGGGCAUGGAUACAGGUGCAUUGCGCUCAAACCAUACCACUUGUGAUCAUGCGAGAAUAAUCUGUGGGUCCUCACUAGUUAUGACAAUUUGAUGAAGAUGUCGUGUGUAUGUUUUCAUGUUGUCUGAAUGUACGACUCUCUAAUUCUGAAUGAUGAAUCUUUGUUACUCAUGAGCAACAUUCUGUCUGAAAGAAUAUCUGUAUUUUAUGUAAAUUAAAUCACUCUUUUACAAUGUAUAGCACGCAAAGCGUUAAAGGAAAACUCACUUCAGCUUGCUUUGUGUGAGGGUAUGCUCAUUUUAAUUGCCAUUUAUAAACAUGCUGAUUUCUAUUUGAAAUCGGCACUUUUAUAAAUAUUUACUGAAACACCUCCCGGGCUGUUAAUCGGAUGCUCUAACAGAAUGUACCUGACUUCUACUCCAGGUCACAGUGAGGCUGUGAAACGUCCCUGCAUCGUCCCUGGCUCGUAGCUCAAAAUUAGAGGCUUUAAAAAAAAAAAAAAAAAGGCUCACGAAGACUACAGACAAGAUCUGCAGCUUUUUCCAGACAUUUUAUAUAUCCAAUAAAAAAUAAAUUAUGUUCUAAAAAAAUGCAUGUUUAUACUGGGGCUAUAUCAACUCUAUAGGGAUACUGGAGGCAGUGGACUGUCCUGUUAAACACCAUUCAUGUGUCCAGGUACUCCUGUGAGGGUGUGUCUGUUUUAGGAUGACAGAUUAGGAAAAGGUCAAUUCUGUGUGUAAAAUAAUCUUUGGCACGGAGGCAGAUCUCAUUGCAAUGCAGAAAACCUUGUACCUGCUAAAAAAAAAAAAAAAAAAAUGCAGAGGACUUACACUGAUGUUAACAUUUCAUUGGACACUAAUGCAGUCGCAACUUAAACGAAGAGAGACUAAGUGAUGUGUAUUUCCUUUGACAAAUAAAUUGAGACUGUCUGUCUCCUUUUAGAGAUGUUCUCCUUUGAAAUGUGAACACCGUUUCUGAAAAGGCAGAACGUGAAUUUAUUUUCUACAAUUAGAAUUAAGAGAGAUGUUAUUAUUACGGACAUAAAUCUCCAACCUUGAUGGGUUUUAUUGCAUGCAUUACCUGUCUGGGGUGUUGGCAUAAAAAAACGAAAAAAAAAAACUCCAAAUUCUGAGACUUAACGACAGAUAAGGAUUGAGAAGUUACUGAUAUUAAGGAACUCAUGGUUCGAAGUACGCUUAUAUUAAUGUCUUCGCUCCUGAAAACAGGAGAUUGCGCCAAAAUCAACAGCAAAAUAAUUGUAUUAUUGGUUGUUGUUUUUUUUACCCACUAAUCUGAAAUGGGGUAGGGUACUGUAAUUUGAUAGUGUUAUUGUUGUGUUAAUUUAAGAAAUAGAUUUAAUUCGAUAUGAAAUAAUCUUUAAAUAAAUAUUGGUUGUUUCAUUGUAACAUCUGAACCCCAAAAUUGUACUGAUAUGUAUAUCUCCCCAUAACUCUUAUUUGAAGAAAGAAAAUGUAAAAUAUCUGUAUAUUUCCAUUUUUAUUGUACUUCUAUUUCAGUAUGUCCAUGCUAUUGAACCUGUAUAAAAUACCAGUGAUUUCCCUCUUCUACACCACCCCUAGAACACAUUGAGCUCUCUAGGCAGUGCAGAUACCAUCAUUAUACAGUGAAAUGUGUGAUUAUAGAAAGGGGUUUUGCAUGAAUAGCAUUACAUUUUAACUCCAA
Pelobates fuscus (common spadefoot toad) is the source of this 3810-nucleotide messenger RNA. RefSeq names its product acyl-CoA binding domain containing 3 (gene ACBD3). Gene Ontology annotation, cellular component: Golgi membrane. Gene Ontology annotation, molecular function: fatty-acyl-CoA binding. The transcript has 9 exons. The record is from RefSeq and is a predicted model, not a curated record. Lineage: Eukaryota; Metazoa; Chordata; Amphibia; Anura; Pelobatidae. The coding region runs from base 84 to 1661 and encodes 525 amino acids.